AAACGUCAUACUUGCACAAUGUAUUUGCACGGUCCAAUGUUAAAACAACACAAUUAAAGUUUCAGUUUUAUUACGUUAAAUUCUUACUGUCAAUUAUUAACAGAUAACUGAUUCUUUCCAUUACUGAUUAUAGCUCUUAUGCUUCACGUACACUAUUAUAAACGUACAUAUUUCAAUAAAAACAUCCAUUCAAAAUUUACAAUAGAGAAGCUACACAUUUAUUUUAUACGACAUAACAUCAAACUCAGAUAGUAUUACAAUGAAAUCUGAAAAAUCUGUAAACGAUAAAGAAUUAGCGGAAUUGGUCAAGGAUAAUUACGAAUGGAAAAUCGUUUGGAAGAAUGUCAUUAUUUUUCUCUAUAUUCAUCUUGCUGCCAUUUAUGGAUUUUAUGUGUUAUGUUUCCGAGUUAAAUUUUGGUCAAUUAUUUGGACUCUCAUUUUCUUUGCUGCUGCGAUAAUAGGCAUGACGGCUGGCGCUCAUAGAUUAUGGUCCCAUCGGUCUUUUAAAGCAAAAUGGCCCAUGAAAUUUAUUCUCAUGAUCUUCCAAACCAUAGCUUUUCAAGAUGACAUUUACCAAUGGGCCAGAGAUCAUCGAGUGCACCACAAAUUCACCGAUACCAAUGCGGAUCCGUAUAACGUAAAAAGAGGAUUUUUCUUCUCGCAUAUCGGUUGGCUUCUAAUUCGUAAGCAUCCUGAUGUUAUGAUCAAAGGUGCUACGAUUGAUUGCAGCGAUCUCGAUCGAGAUCCAAUCGUGGCAUUUCAAAAAAAGUGGUACAUGUAUUUAAUGCCGCUGUGCUGUUUUGUCAUACCAACAUUAGUACCUUGGUUGGCAUGGGAUGAAAGUUUGUGGUAUUCGUGGCAUCUCGCAGUCUACAGAUAUUGCAUGAGCCUAAAUUCGACUUGGACAAUAAAUUCUAUAGCUCAUAUGUGGGGUAUGAAACCGUAUGACAAGUCGCUCAGUUCAGCCCAAAAUGCCAGUGUUUCUUUGUUCACGUUAGGCGAAGGCUGGCAUAACUAUCAUCACGCCUUUCCUUGGGAUUAUAAAGCGGAGGAACUUGGAAGUUAUGGACUCAAUUUGACAACAGCUUUUAUCGACUUUUUCGCUUCCUUAGGUUUAGCUUACGAUUUAAAAACUACAUCUGAUGAUGUAAUAAAGAAACGUGUUCUUCGAAGCGGAGAUAUCAAUGAAUAUAAACAUCAUAUAAAGUAAAAUCAAUAUUUACGAAAUGGAGAAGACUUUUUUUACAUGUACCAUUACAUCGAUUUUCUAUUGAAUUACGCUGUUUUGAAAAUCGAGCACCAUUCAAAGAGUGUUGUUUGUAUAGAAAAAAUAUAUCAAUAUUGGCAUACUAUUUUGUUCUUGGAUAAUAUUUCUUAAACAAAAACCGAAUAUAAAAGUUUAAAAACAAAUACAAACCAAAGUAUCUUCUACCAAAUAGUAUAGUAGUUUUUGCAAUAUAGUUCAGUAAUAAUUUUUGCAACAUAAUUCAAGAACAGCGUCUAAGAAAGUGUAAUAUUUAUAUUAACAUUAAUGUAAUAAUAAUAAAAAUGUGUACAUAUGGACGAAUUCAAAAGGGCAAAGUUGCGGAUU
This is a messenger RNA of Monomorium pharaonis (pharaoh ant), 1591 nucleotides long. RefSeq names its product (11Z)-hexadec-11-enoyl-CoA conjugase. The transcript has 6 exons. Gene Ontology annotation, biological process: unsaturated fatty acid biosynthetic process. The coding region runs from base 260 to 1210 and encodes 316 amino acids. The record is from RefSeq and is a predicted model, not a curated record. Gene Ontology annotation, molecular function: iron ion binding; stearoyl-CoA 9-desaturase activity. Lineage: Eukaryota; Metazoa; Arthropoda; Insecta; Hymenoptera; Formicidae. Gene Ontology annotation, cellular component: endoplasmic reticulum membrane.